UGGGGACGAGAGAGAAAGAUAGAGAUAGAGAUAGAGAUCUAGAACGUCUUAUACCAAUUAGCACAUUAAGAAGAUCCGAGACGAUUGAUGGUGAUUCCCACUCGUCAUCGCCGGCGGAAUCCCCUGCACCGGGGGCUUCCUCCUCUUCCCCACACCAUUCCGGCAAGGAGGUCUGCAAAUUUGUGCGUGUCUCUUCCUGUGGCAAUAGUGAAAGUAAUUCGCAGUUGGGCUUCAAAAAAGUUCAUGACUGGAUGUGUGAUUUUAUUUCCCAUAGCCAUCACAUUUUAUGUGACUUGGUGGUUCAUUCAAUUCGUGGAUGGAAUCUUCUCCCCAAUCUAUUAUGUUCUUGGAAUCAAUACAUUUGGUUUUGGAUUUGUGACGUCAAUUGGUUUCAUAUUUUUGGUUGGUGUGUUCAUGUCAUCAUGGUUGGGGUCGUCUCUACUGAGCUUAGGGGAGUUUAUCAUAAAGAAGCUGCCUGUCAUGAGCUACAUUUAUGCUGCUUCUAAACAAAUUAGUUCAGCAAUUUCACCAGGUGAAGAAGGUUCACAAGCAUUUAAAGAAGUUGCGAUCAUAAGGCAUCCACAUGAUGGAGAAUACGCAAUUGGGUUCAUAACAUCAACUGUUAUGAUACGUAAGAAUGAAGGGUCUGAAGAGUUAUGUUGCGUUUAUGUGCCAACAAACCACCUUUAUCUUGGAGAUAUGGUGCUUGUCAAUUCAAAAGAUGUUAUGAAGCCAGACAUCUCUGUCAGAGAAGGCAUAGAGAUUGUGAUCUCAGGAGGCAUGUCGAUACCAGAGACAUUAACUAUGGUGGAUUUUGAAACAACAUUUCCAAGAAGCCGGAAGUUUGUUGUUCCACGAGUAUGAUUUAUAAUUCACUCAAAGUGGGGAUUUAUAAUUUUUGCUAAAUCUUGAUUAUUCAUGUUAUUGAAAAUACAAAGAAUGGAUUUACCCCGUAUGGAUAUGGUUGGUUGUAACCUGUAAUUGCCGACAAACAUUGUAUUACUUGUAACUCAUGAAAGAAAAACAAUAAAUCAAAAUAAUAUCUUCUUUU
Messenger RNA from Lactuca sativa (garden lettuce), 1051 nucleotides. The record is from RefSeq and is a predicted model, not a curated record. NCBI's taxonomy places the organism in Eukaryota, Viridiplantae, Streptophyta, Magnoliopsida, Asterales, Asteraceae.